Messenger RNA from Lachnellula hyalina, 471 nucleotides. RefSeq names its product Multistep phosphorelay regulator (gene mpr1). The transcript has 4 exons. Gene Ontology annotation, cellular component: cytoplasm; nucleus. Gene Ontology annotation, biological process: phosphorylation; phosphorelay signal transduction system. Gene Ontology annotation, molecular function: histidine phosphotransfer kinase activity; protein histidine kinase binding. The record is from RefSeq and is a predicted model, not a curated record. NCBI's taxonomy places the organism in Eukaryota, Fungi, Ascomycota, Leotiomycetes, Helotiales, Lachnaceae. Bases 1 to 471 code for a protein of 156 amino acids.
AUGCCCAGCCGUCACGAGGAAGAGCGGAGUGAGGAGGGGUCUGUAGGUGACGGGCUGCCCGAUCUGGGAGACUCCAUCGACGCCUUGACUUUCGAACAAAUCCUGGAGAUGGAUGACGACGAAGAUGAGAGGGAGUUUAGCAAAAGCAUUGUUUUUGGAUUCUUCGAACAAGCCGAGGAGACUUUUGUCAAGAUGGACAAGGCACUAGAAGACCGCGACCUUGCCGAAUUAUCGAGUCUUGGCCAUUUCCUCAAGGGCUCUUCCGCAACCCUAGGUCUCACAAAGGUGAAGGAGAGUUGUGAAAAAAUCCAGCAUUAUGGACAGCAGAAGGACGAAGCCGGAACGACGGAUGAGCCAGACGAGGACUUGUGCCUUUCGAGAAUCAAGGCAAUACUGGUUGUUGUCAAGGAGGAAUAUGCAGAAGUGGAGAAAGUCCUCAAGAAGUUCUAUGCGACACCAGCCGCAAGCUGA